Molecule: messenger RNA, 2044 nt
Organism: Cariama cristata (Red-legged seriema)
Lineage: Eukaryota; Metazoa; Chordata; Aves; Cariamiformes; Cariamidae
Gene: OCRL
Product: oculocerebrorenal syndrome of Lowe
Exons: 17
Biological process (GO): phosphatidylinositol dephosphorylation
Cellular component (GO): membrane; cytoplasm
Molecular function (GO): inositol phosphate phosphatase activity; phosphatidylinositol-4,5-bisphosphate 5-phosphatase activity
Source: RefSeq, a predicted model, not a curated record
CCCUUUUUCUGUCUCCAGGGUAGUUAUCCAGUCGCAGGAGAAAGAAAACUCUGAUCCAGAUUAUAUUCCCAUCAACAGCCGCUUUAAGUGCGUACAAGAGGCAGAAGAAACUCUACUGAUUGAUAUAGCUACAAACACAGGCUGUAAGGUCCGGAUACAAGGUGACGAGACAGCGGAGCGGCUCUUUGAAAUCCCUGAUGAGGAGCGUUGCUUAGGAUUCCUUUCAGAAGUGCAGAGCAUACAGGAAGCCCAGCUGAAAGCUUCUCUUCCUGAACCCAAGGACUCGGCCAGCUGGCAUCAGGUGGAGAAGAACCUCCCAGGUCUAUCGCAGGCCUCUUCUUCGGGCGCUCUGGGGUUUGAGGAUGACUUCAGCACUCUAAGCCUAGAAGAGAAAAGAAACGUGCAAAACCACCAAACGGGAUCUCGCCGGGAACCUCCACCUCCUCCUGUGCCUCAAAACAGGCAAUUUCACCGAGAGAGAGAAGGUAUAUCAAAAGACCAGCCAAAAGUGACCAACACUAUGCGCAAAAUGUUUUUGCCCAGCACUCAGUCGGGACAAAGAGAAGGCCUCAUCAAACAUGUGCUUGCCAAGAGAGAGAAGGCAUAUGUCAACCUUCACAACUUCAGAUUUUUUGUGGGAACGUGGAAUGUGAAUGGGCAGUCUCCAGACAGCAGCUUGGAACCCUGGCUGGUGUGCGAUACAGAGCCUCCAGACUUCUACUGCAUCGGGUUCCAGGAGCUGGACCUCAGCACAGAGGCUUUUUUCUACUUUGAUUCUGCAAAGGAGCAAGAAUGGCUGGCUGCUGUGGAGAAGUCCCUGCACCCUCAGGCGAAGUAUAAGAAAGUGCAAAUGGUCCGUCUGGUUGGGAUGAUGUUGCUCAUAUUCGCUAAGAAGAAUCAGCUGAGCAAUAUCAGAGAGAUCAUGACGGAGUCUGUGGGCACGGGAAUCAUGGGAAAGAUGGGCAACAAAGGCGGUGUGGCGGUGAGGUUCGUGUUCCACAACACGACCUUCUGCAUUGUCAAUUCCCACCUCGCUGCUCACGUGGAGGACUUCGAGCGACGAAAUCAGGAUUAUAAGGAUAUCUGUGCUCGGAUGAGUUUUGUAACCCCUGAUGAUAGUCUACCUCAGCUCAACAUCACGAAACACGAUGUUGUCAUCUGGCUAGGAGACUUGAACUACAGGCUUUGUCUCCCUGAUGCCAGUGAAGUGAAAAGUCUUAUCAGUAAGAAUGAGCUUCAGAAACUGCUGACAUAUGACCAGCUGAAUAUUCAGCGGACUCAAAAGAAAGCAUUUGCAGAUUUCACUGAGGGAGAGAUUAAAUUCAUCCCCACGUAUAAAUAUGACUCUAAAACAGAUCGCUGGGACUCCAGUGGAAAAUGUCGUGUGCCAGCAUGGUGUGAUCGAAUCCUUUGGAGAGGAGGGAACAUAAAUCAGCUCCGGUAUUGCAGUCAUAUGGACCUGAAGACUAGUGACCACAAGCCAGUCAGCGCGCUUUUCCGCAUCGGGGUAAAGGUUGUGGAUGAGCAGAAGUAUCGGAAGUUGUUUGAAGACAUUGUUCGUAUAAUGGACAGAAUGGAGAAUGACUUUCUUCCUUCGCUGGAGCUAAGCAGGAGAGAGUUCGAGUUUGAGAAUGUGAAGUUCCGUCAGCUGCAGAAGCAGAAGUUCCAGAUCACCAAUAAUGGACAGGUGACCUGUCACUUCUCCUUCAUCCCAAAGCUCAACGAUAGCCACUACUGUAAGCCAUGGCUCCGGGCUGAGCCUUGUGAAGGUUACUUGGAGCCAGAUGAGAGCACGGACAUCUCCCUGGACGUGUACGUCAGUAAGGACUCAGUAACCCUUCUGAACUCUGGCGAGGAUAAAAUUGAGGAUAUUCUUGUCCUUCACUUGGACCGAGGGAAGGACUAUUUCCUUACCAUCAGUGGGACCUACCUGCCCAGCUGCUUUGGCACUUCCCUGGAGGCCUUAUGCCGAAUGAGACGACCUAUCCGAGAAGUUCCAGUCACCAAACUCAUUGACUUGGGAGAAGACAGCUUCUUAGAAAAG